Molecule: messenger RNA, 3370 nt
Organism: Seriola aureovittata
Lineage: Eukaryota; Metazoa; Chordata; Actinopteri; Carangiformes; Carangidae
Gene: bbs2
Product: Bardet-Biedl syndrome 2
Exons: 18
Coding region: 142-2280 (712 amino acids)
Biological process (GO): non-motile cilium assembly
Cellular component (GO): ciliary basal body; neuron projection; BBSome
Molecular function (GO): protein binding
Source: RefSeq, a predicted model, not a curated record
AAUCAACUGUGACCUAUCGCUACGUUGUCUUGGUACCCAGCUAGCUCAUUAGCUGGCCGGCUCAUUAGAACAAAAACAACAUUUGCAGCUUAGGAGGGUGCCAGGCUUCUUGUUGGCUCUUAGGGAUAUACAGUAGACACCAUGUUGGUCCCCAUAUUCACGCUGAAGCUGAACCACAAGAUUAAUCCUCGCAUGGUGACUAUUGGGAAAUUUGAUGGAGUCCACCCAUGCCUUACUGCAGCCACACAGGCUGGAAAGGUUUUUAUCCACAACCCUCAUGCUCGUGGGCAGAGACCUGUGGCCCACCGACUGAGUCAGAGCACUCAGGACUCUGACAUCUCUCUGCUCAACAUCAACCAGGCAGUCACUUGUUUGACGGCAGGAAACCUGGGACCAAAUACCACUGGGGACACAUUGUUAGUGGGUUCCCAAACUAACCUGCUGGCCUAUGAUGUCCAUGACAAUGCUGAUGUAUUCUACAGAGAGGUGACAGAUGGGGCCAAUGCCAUUGUGUUGGGGAAACUUGGGGACAUUGCUUCUCCUCUUGCCAUCAUCGGAGGGAAUUGUGCCUUGCAAGGCUUCGACUAUGAGGGCACUGACCACUUUUGGACAGUAACUGGAGAUAAUGUCAGAUCUCUAGUGCUUUGUGACUUCACUGGGGAUGGGAAAAAUGAGCUCUUGGUAGGAUCUGAGGACUUUGACAUCAGGGUAUUCAAAGAGGAUGAGCUUGUGUCUGAGAUGACUGAAAAUGAGACAGUAACAUCACUUUGCCAUAUGCAUGGUAGCAGGUUUGGCUAUGCCCUGGCUAAUGGCACUGUUGGAGUCUAUGAUCGCACUGCCCGCUACUGGAGGAUCAAGUCUAAGAAUCAUGCAAUGAGUAUCCAUGCCUUUGACCUGAAUGCUGAUGGGGUUGUGGAGCUUAUCACUGGAUGGUCCAAUGGAAAGAUUGAUGCUCGUAGCGACCGCACAGGCGAGGUCAUUUUCAAAGACAACCUGUCCUCCUCUGUGGCUGGAGUGGUGGAGGGAGACUACAGGUUGGAUGGACAGAAACAACUUAUCUGCACCUCCAUAGAGGGAGAGGUCCGUGGUUACCUGCCAGCUAGUAAGGACCUAAAAGGAAAUCUCAUGGACUCCAGUGCUGAACAGGACCUCAUCAGAGAGCUCAGCCAACGCAGACAGAAUCUGCUGCUUGAGCUACGGAACUAUGAAGAGAAUGCUAAGGGUGUGUCGGAGACAAAAAGUGGGAUGGGUGUAAUACCAGCCAACACCCAGCUUCAGACAGCACUGUCAGUGAGACCUGCCACAGAGGCCCAGAAGGCUCAUGUAGAGCUCAGCAUUUCAACACCAAAUGAAACAAUUAUCCGUGCAGUGCUCAUCUUUGCAGAGGGAAUAUUUGAGGGUGAGAGCCAUGUUCUCCACCCCAGUGCCCAUAACCUGUCGGGCUGUGUCCGAGUCCCCAUCGUCCCACCAAAAGAUAUACCAGUGGAUCUACACAUUAAAGCCUUUGUUGGAGGGAAAACUAGCACACAGUUCCAUGUGUUUGAGAUCACUCGUCAGCUGCCUCGUUUCUCCAUGUAUGACAUCAAUUUUGACUCCUCAGCUGCCCCGCCCACUGGAACGGUCACCUUCAGCAUCAGUGACCGACCACAGCGGGUGGUGAUGUGGCUGAAUCAGAACUUCCUGCUUCCGGAGGGAGUGGAGAGUCCUGAUGUCACCUUUAACUCACUAAGAGGAGGGGGACUAUUGUCCAUCAGCAUGGCCAGCAAUGGACAGAUCACUCUGAGAACUGAUGACAUUGACAUGGCAGGAGAUCUGGUCCAAUCACUGGCCUCCUUCUUGGCAAUAGAAGACCUGUCAGCAGAAGCAGACUUCCCCGGAUACUUUGAGGAGCUACGGUCUACACUCACUGAGGUGGAUGAGUUCCACUCUGUUCAUCAGAAGUUAACUGCAGCUAUGGCUGACCACUCCAACUACAUCAGGAACAUGCUGGUGCAAGCAGAGGAUGCUCGCCUUAUGGGUGACAUGACAACUAUGAAGAAGCGUUACAGAGAGCUGUAUGAUCUAAACAGGGAUCUCAUCAACGAGUAUAAGAUUCGCUCUAACAACCACAAUGCCCUACUGGCCUGCCUCAAGUCUGUCAACCAGGCCAUACAGCGGGCUGGUAGACUCCGAGUGGGUAAGCCCAAGAACCAAGUGAUCUCUGCCUGUCGAGAUGCCAUCAAAAGCAAUAACGUGAACUCGCUCUUCAGGAUCAUGAGAGCUGGCACUGCGUCCUCCUGAGGGUGGAAGGAGGGAGGGACGGACGCAGAAAUGGACCAAUAGAUUGAAAUACAGAGGGACGCUCAUAAGCACAACUGAUGAGUACUGCAUCUGUUUCAAGCAUACCACCAGCAAGGAUGAAUCUGGGACAAUAAAUUUGUGUGGACUUAAAAGCAGAAGACACUAGGACUCUGGAAUGGGGACACUGUUGUAGCCUUAAUCCAUCUUUUUCCAUGACUUAGUUUUAAGCAACAGCCUGGCAGCAACACUGGGACCAGCUCCUUGAAAAUUUAAAUUCUGCAAGCUCAGAAGUAAAAAAAGUGCUGACCACAGGCACACUGCUCAAAAUGUCAUCCAUCUCAGUGUUGCUCUGUGGCCGUUUGGAGGAGCUGAUUUUGUGCAGUCCACCUUAGCUAGACAAGGGUCAAAGUUAGCGUAGGAGUGACACAACUGUUUAGAGAGUUCAGCUGGACCAAAACAGGAAACGGAGACUUAGACCAAACUGUUUCUCAAAAGGAAUGGAGCAGAUGGUCUGAGUACAAUGAUGCUUUAGAAUAAUGAAUUCCCUGAUCUAAAAGGAUUUUUUUCAUCAGUUACACACUCGCAUAUACUAUCCGAGGGCAUCUUUCAUUAAGAAUAAAGAAAGAGUUAAGCAUGAUGUUCAUUGAAUGCACUACAGGUGGUCCAGGUGAUGUGUCACAAUUGUUGAAGAAAUUUUUAAACUUCAGAGAAGUCCUCCCGACCGUCUGUUUCCACCAAGAAAAUGACGAGGUGCUGGACUGGCACCUAGACUGUUUAAUUCAGCUGACACAGUGAUGUUUAGAGAGAGCAGCUGGAGCGAGACGGAGCAGCUUUCUAGGGCGUUGUGCCAUUGACAUCACUGGUGGACCUGACAGUUCUGUGAGACAGCUCACUCAGACUCAGCUCUCUGCUUCCAGCUGUUGUGUAUUUGCGUGGUGUUUGUAGCCAAAGAAAACUAUUUUAAAUUAAUGAAUGUCACAGAGGACCAAUGAUGUGUGUUUAACUUGUUUACCUUUUGUAGCCUAGAUUGUACACAGAUUGCAAAUGUAAUGAUGUUGUGGCAGAAAGUAUUAUUAAAUUAACUUAUGUU